AAUUCAGUCGAGCUCGAGCUCUGAUUUUAAAUUUAUAUACUAAACGAGACAAGAAGAGGUUGGCUGGUUUGGAUCCCUGCCACCUUCUAAUUUUAUCACCGGGGAAGAACAGAGCUAGGGUUCUAAUUAGGGAGGUUGAGACAAAGAGAGGGUUGUAGGUGUGAAUUGAAGGAAUUGGAGAAAUGGUUAGCGAGACGAAGAGCAGCAAUGGAGGUAACGCGGGAGGAGGAGGGUUUAGGGCAAAAAUGGAUCAUGUCCUUUACAGUGGUGAAAAGAAGCACGUGUUCGCCGGAAUUCUCAUCAUCGGCGCCGUCUUUGCUGUCCCCUGGUUCCUCAUGACCCGAGGAUCGAAACAACAAUCUCAUCAAGAUUACUUGGAAAAAGCUGACAAAGCGCGGAGUGAAAGACUUUCUUCCUCUAAAGCUAAAUGACCUAUACAAGUUUUAUGGAAGGGGUUGGUUUUAUUGCAUUGACCUAUUGUUACAGAUCAGUGUAGUUCUCCAAAAUUUUGGAUCAUUUGCAGUUCCUUUUCCUUCUUUGUGGGUUAGGCCAGGACAUGCUUCUAUUUACUUGAAAGGAGUGGUUAUUGAAUCCCCGUUAGGGGCAAACUCCUUCUUUUUGCCUUGUAAUUUCAGUGGGCAUCUUGAAUAAAACCUUCCGAAGUGCUAAGAAAGUUCGCAGUUGUGAUGAA
Molecule: messenger RNA, 691 nt
Organism: Rhododendron vialii
Lineage: Eukaryota; Viridiplantae; Streptophyta; Magnoliopsida; Ericales; Ericaceae
Exons: 2
Coding region: 183-431 (82 amino acids)
Source: RefSeq, a predicted model, not a curated record